Zalophus californianus (California sea lion) is the source of this 2028-nucleotide messenger RNA. RefSeq names its product centromere protein P (gene CENPP). NCBI's taxonomy places the organism in Eukaryota, Metazoa, Chordata, Mammalia, Carnivora, Otariidae. Bases 284 to 1270 code for a protein of 328 amino acids. The record is from RefSeq and is a predicted model, not a curated record. Gene Ontology annotation, biological process: CENP-A containing chromatin assembly. Gene Ontology annotation, cellular component: nucleus; chromosome, centromeric region. The transcript has 9 exons.
UCCAAGGUCCACUGGAGCGGGGUGGGCUGCCGCGCCCUGGGGCUUCGGGUUGGAGCAAGCCAACUCUCUCGGAGCGCAGGGACCGCUGGGGGCCAGCUGGGGCCAGGACCGCAGCGACGGCCUCAGCCCGGGACAGUGCGCGCGGGCGCGGGUGGCACGCGCGGGGGUCCCACUCCCCCGCCUCCCCGCCGAGUUCCCGGAUGGUCUGCGCCAGCAGCGCGGGAGGCUUGAAGUGCCCGGCGAGGCGCGCACCGCUCCGGUCGCUGCUCGUUCGCGCGGGGCCAUGGACGCUCAACUGGCGGAGGUCCGCGCCUUGGAGGCUGAGAUCGCUGCCCUGCGGCGGGCGUGCGAGGAACCGCGGGGGCGGGGGGAAGACAGUUGGCGAGCGCAAAAAUCACUUCGAGAAAUGUAUCAGUCAGAUUCUGAAGGAUGGGCCUCCUCAAAAGAUCUGAGAAGUCAUCUUGGACAUUUAGAAUCAGAACUUCGUUUUCUAAGUACACUUACUGGCAUCAGUAUAAGAAAUUACUCCAUGAAGACAGAGGACCUUACAAACACUGAGAAGAAAGAAAAGAGUAUAAUGAAAGUUCUACAGAGACACAGAUUAUCAGGAAAUUGCCGCAUGAUUACAUUUCAACUUGAAUUUCAGAUUCUGGAAAUCCAGAAUAAGGAGAGUUUAUCUUCUGUUAUUACUGACCUCAACAUAAUAAUGGAGCCCACUGAAUAUUCAGAAUUAAGUGAAUUUGUGUCUAGAGCAGAAGAAAGAAGAGAUCUGUUGAUGUUUUUCCGAAGCCUACACUUUUUUGUGGAGUGGUGUGAAUAUCGAAAGCGCACAUUUGAACACUUCAAGGAGAGAAGUGGCCCUGCCAGGCGUGGGGUCACCUCCCUUCAGCCGGUUGUCUGCAGGGACUGGGAAGCGGAGACCAAGAGACUGCACUCCAGAGACCGGAGCCAGGAUCAGUGCACAAAGGAGAAGUACCCAGCAGCCGUGCACCUCCCGGAGGGGGCCGCUUCCAGCUGCAUGGCGGUCCAGAGCACCUGCCAGCCAGGGUUCGAGCUGGUCAUUGUCUGGAGGGUGCAGAUAGAUGAAGAAGGGAAGGUUUUGCCGAAGCUGGACCUUCUACCCAAAGCGCCACAGCAAGCCCUGAAGCUGGACCGGAACCGAGUCCUGGAGACCGCGCCUCUCAGCUUCCGAGCCCUGCUGGGCACACUGGGCAUUGAAGCCGCCCUCGAGAGCCUGAUAAAGUCGCUCUGCACAGCGGGCUACGACUAGUUCCAGGCAAACACGCAGGUGUGUGAUCUUCUUCCACAUCAACAGUUUCUGUGUUCCACAGAGAAACAACACCUUUAGGACACGUCUGUGCAGUUUCAGCACAUCCUAUAUAAACUGUCGGGACAUGGAAAAAUAAACAGCUAUUGGAAUACAAAAUGUCCGACGAGCAGCACAUACAGUGCUUAGGAGGGCCUGGCGGGCUUGGUUGGGGGAGUGUGCAACUCUUGAUCUCAGGGUCAUGAGUUUGAGCCCAACAACACUGGGGGCAUGGAUUACUUAAAAAAAAAAAAAACUUUCUCAGAAGUUAAGGUUAUUUUUCUUUUAAUAAUAGGAGUGAGUGUCCAUCCUUGGAUUGGGGGGAGCGGCUGGUCCUACCUCUCACCAAGUCUGAGGGUGGAGGCGUCCUGUGUCCUAGAGAUUGGCCCUCCCCUUGCCACCCGAGGGCCCCACUCCUUAACAUUCCUGACCGGGGUGACGCACCGCCCACCUUGCCACCCUGCCCUGUAGAGCAGAACUCACUCUUCUUGGCCUUCACAUGAAAGUGGAGCAGUCAGCUUAAAAAAUGCAGUAAUAUAGACUUGACCCCCACCCCCCACCCCUUGGGCAGCACUGGUCUCAGCUGCCUCAUUUAAAAGGUUAGAAUCGGUAGAAACAUUGCUUGAAACCACAGUCUGGGAAGGGGCCACACUGGAGGGUGAGGCGGAGGCCACACGGGGCAGGACCACGUCGGUCCGCAUGCGUUCCCCCCCCCCCCCUGC